AAUCCACUGCGCAUGCGCAGUACAGGACACACCGCCAAGGGAACGACCCAACGGUCUUACUCACAUACAGAUCAAAACAAACUUAACAAGAGUACACUUAGGGAAACGCUUGCUUACUUUUUACUUACAAUCUUUAUUUGCCUAAGCUGUUUCAGCGCUAAGUGGACGCCCGGGAAGAGAAAAAAGAAACCAGACCAAACCGAAACUAUUAACCCAGUUAAGCAGCCAUAGACUAACCACUAAGUCCAAUGGCGACAGCAACGCCGUGUGUGUCCAAGGUGGAGCUGACGGUCUCCUGUGAAAAUCUGUUGGACAUGGAUAUCGGGUCCAAGUCUGACCCUCUGUGUGUUCUUCUCAUGAAUACAUCUGAAAACCAGUGGUUCGAGGUUGGUCGCACAGAGAGGGUUAAGAAUUGCCUGAACCCAAAAUUUGCCAAGAAGUUUCUCGUCGAUUACUACUUUGAGAUCGUUCAGAAGCUGAGAUUCGGCGUUUAUGAUAUUGACAAUAAAACCAUUGAUUUAAGCGAUGAUGAUUUUCUGGGAGAGUUGGAAUGCACUCUGGGUCAGAUUGUUUCUAGCAGCAAGCUGGUGAGACCUUUGGUUCUGAAGAACAAAAAACCUGCGGGAAAGGGAACUAUUACGAUCACGGCAGAAGAAAUCAAGGACAACAGAGUCGUGAAUUUUGAGAUGGAGGCCAGGAAACUGGACAAUAAGGAUUUCUUUGGAAAAUCAGACCCCUACUUGGAAUUUUACAGACAAACGGAAACAGGCUGGCAGCUUGCUCACAGAACAGAGGUGGUGAAAAACAACUUAAACCCUUGCUGGAGACCAUUCAAAAUCUCUCUCCAGUCUCUCUGUGGAGGUAACAUGGAAAAACCAAUCAAGAUUGAAUGUUACGAUUAUGACAACGAUGGAUCUCAUGAUUUAAUCGGAAUUUUUGAGACCAAUAUGAAACGGCUGCAGGAGGCUUCCCGCACCGCUCCGGCCGAGUUUGACUGUAUAAACAGUAAGAAAAAGCAGAAGAAGAAAAGUUAUAAAAACUCAGGAGUCGUCAGUGUGAAACUUUGCCAGAUUGUCAGAGAAUACACCUUCCUGGACUACAUCAUGGGUGGUUGUCAAAUAAAUUUCAUUGUUGGUGUGGACUUCACGGGAUCAAAUGGUGAUCCCAGGUCACCUGACUCUUUGCAUUACAUCAGUCCUCAAGGUGUGAAUGAGUAUCUGGCAGCCAUCUGGUCAGUUGGCCUUGUGGUCCAAGACUAUGACAGUGACAAAAUGUUUCCUGCUUUUGGGUUUGGUGCCCAGAUUCCACCCAACUGGCAGGUGUCCCAUGAGUUUCCUCUCAAUUUCAAUCCCUCAAAUCCAUACUGUACAGGUAUAGAGGGUGUGGUGCAGGCCUAUAGGAGUUGUCUUCCUCAGGUCAAACUUUACGGCCCUACAAAUUUCGCCCCCAUCAUCACACACGUCGCUCGGUUUGCACAACAAGCUUUACAGGACAACAAAGCAUCGCAAUACUAUGUUCUGUUGAUCAUCACGGAUGGGGUGAUCACGGAUAUGGAUCAGACCCGUUCGGCCAUAGUCGCGGCUUCACGCUUGCCCAUGUCUAUAAUCAUUGUUGGCGUGGGGAAGGCUGACUUCACAGACAUGGAGAUUCUGGACGGAGAUGACGGACGGCUGAAGUCUACCACGGGAGAGCCAGCCAUUCGUGACAUAGUGCAGUUUGUGCCCUUCAGAAAGUUUCAGAACUCUCCUAAAGAAGCGUUGGCUCAAUGCGUUCUCGCUGAGGUUCCUGGUCAGGUGGUUACUUUCUUUAACAUGAUGAAGUUUCCUCCUCUAAACUCCAACACUCCUGUGGCAGCUCCAGAGGGGCCGGUAAAAAGCUGAGAGGCCUUUCCUUAACUCAUACUGCACAAAAUUCCCAGAUAAACAUCUGGAAACAUCUCGCAUCUCUCCUCCCAACCUAUACCUAGCAUUAUGUAAGGGAUAAUAAACAGCCAGUCAUUUUUACAAAUAACACCCAGACAGGGUGAUAAGAAUUAUGUAAUAAACUAGUUUAUUUUGUUUUAAAAUAAUAAUACAUUUUUUUUACGAUAUUUUUACUUUUGCAUUUUCUGUUGGUUAUGGAUCUUGAUCUAUAUUUGGACGAAGUCUAAAUGAAUGAGAUUAGUAUAGUUAGAUCUAAAGAUAAUUGGUAUGUUUCACCCACGUAAAUGAAAUAUCAGGAAAUGUCUUAGUAAGUGUUGCAGGUGAGAUGGGUACACACAGCAGCAGUAUGAAAGUAAUGUUUAAAAAUGAAUCCAGUGUCAUUCCCUUUUAAACGUGUUUACAGCAAUAAUGUUUUAUGCAAUAAUCAUGUCAAUAUCUAAGUUCUCUUCUGUAUGUCAUGUUUUUAUAUCUGUGUAUGAUUUUUAAACCGUGCCUGAUUCACAUCAAAUUUUGCAUAGACGUAUUGCCAUGUUUCUUUGACACGUAUGGGUCACAUUAUUUGCAGUUUUAUUACCUGUACAAAAACCUGUGCUCAGAGGUUAACAUAUUUUGGCAGCUGCGUUCAUGCCAAGUUUAACUUUUGACCAGAAUGCACAUAUUAGAUUACGGUAGUCUAAUAACGUUUGUGUAUACAGAUAAAAGCCAUACGAUAUAAUCUGUUUAUGAGGUUUAUAUCUAACUGGACUUUGUAGUCCUGUAGUGCCUGAAUACAUGGUGCAUGUAUACAAUAAAACGUAUAUGCACAAAUAAUCUACUUUUUUUUAUCAGUAUUGAUUAUGUUCGAUUUUUUUCACGUUCAGUAAUGCACAUUAAAUCUCAACAUCACGACCAGCCAAUAGAGCAUGGUGCAGUGUUUUUGCAUGUAAUGUGUCAACUCACUACUGUAGUAGUUGCUGUUAGAUAGUGAGGAUUGCAUUUUUGUCCCUGUACCAUACUCUGCUUUGUGCCAAAAAUAUAAAAAUAAAACAUGAAAUAGCUGCA
Messenger RNA from Paramisgurnus dabryanus, 2963 nucleotides. RefSeq names its product copine III (gene cpne3). Gene Ontology annotation, cellular component: plasma membrane. Gene Ontology annotation, biological process: cellular response to calcium ion; ERBB2 signaling pathway. The record is from RefSeq and is a predicted model, not a curated record. Lineage: Eukaryota; Metazoa; Chordata; Actinopteri; Cypriniformes; Cobitidae. Gene Ontology annotation, molecular function: receptor tyrosine kinase binding; calcium-dependent phospholipid binding.